CUGUCAAAGUGAAAGGUGGAGUGAAAAGACGAAAACAGAGUUCCAUUCUGUGAUUUUUCCCAAUUAUGAUAGCAAUUUCUCAGAGAACAAUUGCGUUGUGUUGAAGUACAAUGAAUAUUUUUGAGAUCUUGAGGAAUUUCAUUGCGAAAAUGUUACAAAUACUGCUGAACAAGAAGAAAAUCUCGAAUGCCCUCAACGUGUACGUGAAGUGCAGCACGGGCAGCACGUUGUCCCUGGAACUGGACCCCAAUUGGGACAUCAAGAAUGUGAAGGAGAUCAUCGCUCCGCAGCUGGGCUUCUCCUCGCCCGACGAGGUGAAGAUCAUCUUUGCCGGGAAGGAACUGAACGACGCAAUCACCUUGAACGAGUGUGACUUGGGCCAGAAGACCAUCCUGCACGCUGUGAAGAGCAGAAGACAGCCGCUGAAGCGCCCUGGGAAUCCCACAUUGACAGAAGAUGAAGCUGAGGCGGAAGAAACCUAUCGACCCUUGUCUGAGAGUCUGCUGGAGGGCGAAACUGACACCCUGCCGAAUGACCCAGACGACAGUGAGCUCCGGAAGACACCGCAGAAGGCUCAGUUCUUCGUCUACUGCUCGCAGUGCUCGAAACUGUGCGCAGGGAAGCUGCGAGUGCGUUGUGGCACGUGUCGCGGAGGCGCCUUCACUGUCCAUCGCGAUCCUGAGUGUUGGGACGACGUGCUGAAGCCCCAAAAAGUCAGUGGUCACUGUGAGUCUCAGCACAUUCCCUGCGUGGCGAACAUCUCAGAGGGAGAUCCGCCCUUCGCUGAGUUCUACUUCAAGUGCGCCGAACAUCCUUCCCAAGGUGAGGAAGACUACGCAGUGGCACUCAAUCUGGUAAAGGUGAACUCCAGAGAAGUGCCAUGUCUCGCCUGCACAGAGACCACUUCUCCUGUCCUUGUCUUUCCCUGUGAGGCUGGCCACGUGACGUGCCUGGACUGCUUCAGGGACUUCUGCCAGUCUCGCCUCGGCGAGAGGCAGUUCAUCACGACACAGAAUCUGGGAUAUACUCUCUCCUGUCCUGUGGGCUGUGCCGAAUCCUUCAUCGAGGAGACACAUCAUUUCCGAUUACUGCCCAGGAACCUCUAUGAUCGCUACCAGCGCUUCGCCACUGAAGAGUUCGUCCUGCAGCAGGGCGGAGUGCUCUGUCCGCAGCCUGGCUGCGGCAUGGGACUGCUGGUGGAGGAGGAUUGCCGCCGUGUGCAGUGCCAGAAUGGCUGUGGCUACGUAUUUUGCCGCCAAUGCCUCCAGGGAUAUCACUUGGGCGAGUGCAUUCUCGACUCUGCGGCUAGGAUGUCGGAGAAUUUCCAACAAUUCUCCGUAGAUCCAAAUAGAGCGGCCGAAGCAAAGUGGGAUGAGGCGACUAAGACGACGAUCCAGAUCUCCACGAAGCCCUGCCCAAAGUGUCGCACGGCCACAGAGCGGGACGGCGGCUGCAUGCACAUGGUGUGCACGAGGGCGGGAUGCGGCUUCGAGUGGUGUUGGGUCUGCCAGAUUGCCUGGAGUACUGAAUGCAUGGGAGCCCAUUGGUUUGGCUAAGUGACUGAAACUGAUUUGUUUUCUGCAUAGUACUGAGAAAAUUGUAGAUAAAGGAUAAAAGCGAUAAAAGCAAUAUUUAUAAGCGUUGCCAACAAAUUUACUGUGUAUC
Phlebotomus argentipes is the source of this 1665-nucleotide messenger RNA. It is a transcript of the gene park, whose product is annotated as E3 ubiquitin-protein ligase parkin. The record is from RefSeq and is a predicted model, not a curated record. Gene Ontology annotation, biological process: ubiquitin-dependent protein catabolic process; positive regulation of proteasomal ubiquitin-dependent protein catabolic process; regulation of cellular response to oxidative stress. Bases 111 to 1556 code for a protein of 481 amino acids. Lineage: Eukaryota; Metazoa; Arthropoda; Insecta; Diptera; Psychodidae. Gene Ontology annotation, molecular function: zinc ion binding; ubiquitin conjugating enzyme binding; ubiquitin protein ligase activity. Gene Ontology annotation, cellular component: ubiquitin ligase complex; cytoplasm; endoplasmic reticulum. The transcript is spliced from 3 exons.